AUCUCUCGAAGCAACGAUUUGCCGCUCUCUUUCCUCACAUUCGUCGCAGCCCAGUCGUUUCCACCCAGCUCCUUGAAGCUCAUCCAUUUCUGUAGUCUUUGCUGUAGAAGGAUCCACCAAGCUUAUCGUCUGAUCUUUAGUUUCCUCCAAGCUUAGAUCCUUUCUCGGCGUCCGAUCUCUGCGGUGGACACUGUGUCCUGCUCACUCAUUUGUGCCAUCUGGAUCCUUUUGUCCAAAUCCGAUGUCCAACUCGUCCUUUCCUGAGGAAGGAACCACCACAGUCCAACUCGCCCUUGCCUGAGGAAGAAACCAAAUAAAACAUUAGCCUUAAUUUUUUCCAAUGAUAACAGACAAUUAUUUUAUUGAUUAAUACGAUUCAGUUACAAUGUUCAGUACAAGAAUAAAUAAUAGAUGCAAUAUUUAGAGGCUACUCACAUCAUCUAUCACCGGACAAUACUAAAGAUGACUUAGAAGAGAGCUGAAGUCCAUGUCCUAGAGUACCCUUGAUAUAACAAAGAACUCGAAGAACUGCAGUAAAAUGUACUGUUUGUGGAUCAAAAUAUGCAAUGUCUGGACAAGUCACAGUCAGAUAAAUAAGGCUACCAACAAGUUGACUGUACAGACUGGCAUCUUCUAGAGGAACACUAUCGAACAAAGUCAAAUGAACAAUGGGAUCGGUUGAUGUUGGUGUCGUGGCAGAAUCGGUGAUGCCUGAGCAAGCCAAAAGAUCAGAGACAUUUUGCUUGGGACAACAAGUAACCUUCAAGGCAUGUUGAUACCUCAUGUUCAAGAAAGUAAUUAAGUGAUCCUAAGUCUUUCAUCUCAAAGUGUUUCCCAAGAAUGGCAGAAGUGGAACAACCUUUUAGACCCCGCGAGAAACUUGUUGAGAAGCAAAAAUAUUUCCAAAGCAUCCACAAGCACACUUAUCUUAAAGGGCCAAUGGAUAAAAUCACCUCCGUUGCCAUUCCAAUUGCUCUUGCAGCUUCGUCACUUUAUCUCAUCGGACGAGGAAUUUACAACAUGUCCCACGGAAUUGGAAAGAAAGAAUGAGGUCACUGUCUUGGCAACUAAAUUCAAACACUGUUAUGCUUCUAGACUCGUGAAUUUUGAUCUUGAAGGAAUAUUUGUUUAAUAAAUGAUAAGUUCCAUAUUCGACUAGUAGAAUACUGGAUAUGAUGCUCUGCUUUCUACUUUGUUUCUCGAUAUUCAGCUCUCCUUUCAUGAAAUUGUGACUUAGAGGAUGUGAAUUGGGAUAAUGGUGUAUCUAUUAGAAUCGUUGAGCGACAUCCAAUAUUGUUAUGACUUGGUUUUACCUUCAA
Messenger RNA from Cucumis melo (muskmelon), 1319 nucleotides. RefSeq lists its product as uncharacterized. The transcript has 4 exons. NCBI's taxonomy places the organism in Eukaryota, Viridiplantae, Streptophyta, Magnoliopsida, Cucurbitales, Cucurbitaceae. The record is from RefSeq and is a predicted model, not a curated record. The coding region runs from base 841 to 1050 and encodes 69 amino acids.